Globicephala melas (long-finned pilot whale) is the source of this 596-nucleotide messenger RNA. It is a transcript of the gene NDUFS5, whose product is annotated as NADH:ubiquinone oxidoreductase subunit S5. Lineage: Eukaryota; Metazoa; Chordata; Mammalia; Artiodactyla; Delphinidae. The record is from RefSeq and is a predicted model, not a curated record. Gene Ontology annotation, biological process: mitochondrial respiratory chain complex I assembly.
AUGGUUCCAGGGCGAAACUGCGGAAGGCAGGUCGGCUCCCGUCGUCGCGCUGCAAGCGUCGCGCUGCGGGCUUCCUUUGCGGCAGGCCUCAUUGUCACCUGAGGAUCUUCUAGUAGCGGAGUCAGCAAGGAGUCAAGGACACAGCUGCUGGACGCCAUGCCUUUCUUUGAUGUGCAGAAAAGGCUGGGUCUUGACUUAGACCGCUGGAUGACAAUCCAGAGUGCUGAGCAGCCUCUCAAGAUUCCAGGUCGAUGCCAUGCUUUUGAAAAAGAAUGGAUAGAGUGCGCACAUGGUAUUGGUGGUAUUCGCGCGCAGAAAGAGUGCAAGAUAGAAUAUGAUGAUUUCGUAGAGUGUCUACUUCGACAGAAAACGAUGAAACGUCUGAGUGCCAUCCAGAGGCAGCGGGAUAAGCUAAUAAAGGAAGGGAAGUACACACCUCCACCUCAGCACCUGGGCAAGGAGGAUCCUUGACCCUGAGCAGAGCAGCUGCCGGUGGCUGGAGGCUGAUUUUCACGUUCUCUCUUCUCUGCUGGAAACUUUACGUACUGAAAACCCUUUUGUGAAAGUGUCUAAAAAUAAAGGAUUGCUCUCUCCUA